AUGACUCUGCCUGUCCAUGUUACCGACCCAUCUAUUGGAUCUCUACCAUGUAGGUGCCGUUCCUGUACUUUCUUCGCUUGCUAUUAUUAUCCUCCCCCCCAGCUCACACUCAGUUUACCCAUUACUCCUCACGGUCCUUACUAUUGCUACAGGACAGUCUACACCCUCCUCAUAAUCAACAAAGCCGGCGGCCUAGUCUAUAACCGCGAUUUCUCUCCCUCUCCCAACCCCUCGGUCGAAAAGAUCUCCACAAACGACUACCUCGUCCUAGCGGGCACCUUCCACGGCGUACACGCCAUAACGAAAUCCCUCACGCCGCGAAUCCCUACCAGAAACCCUACCUCCUCUAGCCGACCCAACAGCAAUCCCAACGCCUCGAACAUCGCUCCAUCCCUCGAUAACAACCCGCCCUCCUCCCAACAAAUCCAGACCACAACACCAAAUCCCAAUCUCCCAGUCACCGGUCUAGAAACGCUCGAAACCUCCUUCUUCCGCCUAACUUGUUUCCAAACCCACACCGGAACCAAAUUUCUCCUCAUCACCGACCCGCUCAUGCCGAAUGUGGAUGCGGUCAUGAAAGGCGUAUAUGAGCGGUAUGCAGAUCAUGUUAUGAAGAAUCCGUUCUAUCAGCUUGAGAUGCCGAUCAGGGUUGAGGGCUGGGAUAGGGCGGUUGGACAGUGGUUGGGUGGGCGGUGA
Endocarpon pusillum Z07020 is the source of this 696-nucleotide messenger RNA. RefSeq lists its product as uncharacterized. Gene Ontology annotation, biological process: endoplasmic reticulum to Golgi vesicle-mediated transport. The record is from RefSeq and is a predicted model, not a curated record. Bases 1 to 696 code for a protein of 231 amino acids. Lineage: Eukaryota; Fungi; Ascomycota; Eurotiomycetes; Verrucariales; Verrucariaceae. Gene Ontology annotation, cellular component: TRAPP complex. The transcript has a single exon.